CCGUGGGCCAUCCCGACCCAACCGCCCGCGCCCGCCUCGUCCUCCCCGCGCCCGCCUUUCCAGCUCCACCUCCACGUGUGCGCCGCGCCUCGGCUCCCUUCCACUCCACACUCACCACUCCAUAGCCGUCGUGCCCAUCAGUCACUUCCCUGGCAACGUUACAAGCAACCAGCACGCGAUGCCCACCGACUGCUCGACGCAAUUCCCCACCCGCUGAUCCCGGCCGACCCCCACCCCUAUGGCCUCCUCCCUCCCCGCGCCGCCGGCCCCUCCGCCCGCCUCCUGGCGCAGCCUCCUACCCCGCCGCCCGCCGGCCCGCCGCGCCCCCCUUGCCCCUCGCGCGGCGCGUUCUUGCCGCUACCGCUUCCGGACCGACGACGACGGCGUGGUGGACGUGACCGUCACCGGGAAGGAGGGCGACGGCGGGGGGUACGCUGUCGCGGUCGAGGUCCCGACCCGCGGGCGGGAGGGCGGUUUGGUGCUCCGUGCCGCGGGCUCCGCUGGCGAGGUCGUCCCGCUGGCCCCCGCCGCGGGAGGCGCACUCGCGGCUAGGCUGUCCUACAACGGGGCCCGCACGCCGUUUCACGUCUCAUUCCUGCUGGCCGACGCGGCGGGUGCGGAGAUACGGACGCACCGCGGGACGAGCUUCCGCGUGCCGGUCGGCGUCGGGCGGGGCCGCCCAGCGCCGCUUGGCCUGUCUCUGUCCGUUGACGGGGCCGCCAACUUCGCGUUGUACAGCAAGGGCGCCAAGGGCGUCGUGCUCUGCCUGUACGACGGCGGCUACGGCGGCUGGGACGAGCCUGCGCUGGAGAUCGAGCUCGACCCGUACGUCCACCGGACGGGCGAUGUCUGGCACGCCUCGCUGGAAAGCGUUCAGGGAUACGUCAGCUACGGCUUCCGCUGCGGGCUGUUCGGCAUUGACCGCCCUCUGCUCGACCCGUACGCUAAGGUGAUCGGGGACUUCAUCCCUGGCAACUCUGUUUAUGACGAGGGGGUCACUGUGCCCUCCAUGAGGUGCCUUGCGUCCUUGGCGAAGGCGCCGACCUACAACUGGGGCAGGGACAAGCACCCAUGCUUGCCAUUGGAGAAGUUGGUGGUGUACCGGGCAAAUGUGGCUUUGUUCACGAAGGACAAGUCGAGUGGGCUGCCGGACAAUGUCGCCGGUACAUUCUCGGGGUUGGCUGCAAAGGUUGAGCACUUCAGGCGUCUUGGUGUCAAUGCUGUUUUGCUGGAGCCUGUGUUCCCAUUCCUUCAGGAGAAGGGGCCCUAUUUCCCAUACCAUUUCUUUUCACCAAUGAAUUUGUAUAGCAGUGAAUGUUGCAGUGUUUCAGCUAUCAAGUCUAUGAAGGAUGUGGUCAAGACAAUGCACAGAAAUGGAAUAGAGGUCCUCUUGGAGGUUGUUUUUACGCAUACCGCUGAAGGAGGAGCAGGGUGCCAGAUGAUAUCAAUCCGUGGCAUCGAUAGUUCCUCGUAUUACCUCGCCGACGGGGUUGUUGGAUGCAAGGCAAGUGUAUUGAAUUGCAAUCAUCCCGUGACUCAGAAGCUGAUUUUGGAUAGCCUCCGCCAUUGGGUACUUGACUUCCAUGUUGAUGGGUUUUGCUUCAUCAAUGCCCCUUUCCUUGUCAGAGGUCCAGGUGGUGAGGGCCUAUCGCGGCCUCCCCUUCUUGAAGCCAUAGCAUUUGACCCGGUUCUUUCACAGACAAAGAUCAUUGCAGAUCCUUGGUCUCCACUUGACAUAUCUAAUGUGCAAUUUCCAUUCCCUCACUGGAAAAGAUGGGCUGAGAUGAACACGAGAUUCUCUAUUGAUGUGCGCAAGUUUUUGAAGGGAGAAGCACUUAUUAGUGAUCUUGCAACACGUUUGUGUGGCAGUGGGGACAUAUUUUCCUCCAGGGGCCCAGCAUUUUCUUUCAAUUAUGUGUCCAGGAAUUCUGGACUUACACUUGUUGAUCUAGUGAGCUUCAGCAGUGAUGAGCUUGCUUCUGAGUUCAGCUGGAAUUGUGGUGAAGAAGGACCGUCCGAGAACCAUGCAGUCCUUCAAACGAGGCAAAGGCAGAUACGCAAUUUCUUGUUUGUUCUAUUCGUUUCCCUUGGUAUUCCUGUUCUGAACAUGGGAGACGAAUGCGGACACUCUGCUGCUGGUUCAACAUCAUACAAGGAUAAAGGGUCCCUGAACUGGAAAGCGUUGAAGACCACUUUUGUUAAGGAAGUUACCGGCUUUAUUUCAUUUCUAACUGCACUCAGGAGUCGACUAGGGGACAUCUUUCAGAGAAGAGAAUUCCUAAAUCUGGAAAACAUACAUUGGUAUGGGAGUGAUCUAUCUGAACCACAAUGGGAGGAUCCUACUAGCAACUUUCUUUGCAUGCACAUAAAUGCAGAGCUGGAUGAAAACGUGCCAGAUUCAGUUAGAGUUGAUUUAUAUAUCUGUUUCAAUGCAAAUGAGGAACCGGUCAGUGCCACUUUACCAGCUCUUGCAGAAGGAUCCAUGUGGCUACGCUUGGUUGAUACAUCACUUGCAUUUCCAGGUUUCUUUUCAAGCGAGUCUAUUCCUAACGCACACCAAGUGUCUGGAUUGUCCUCUCAUCAAGUAAAAGCGCAUAGUUGUGUUUUAUUUGAAUCAAAGAGGGUUCUUUCCUAGUUUCUGAUGUCAACAUGAAUGUCCCUUAGUUUCAAUCAUAAGUAGAAACCUUUUGGAUACCAACUUUGAGAGGCCCUUGGUUCCAAAAAGUUGCAACUUGCAACCUUAUUGUAGAUGAUAAUGUUUGUGAUAAUAAAAUCCCUCAUUUUCUCAACGUUCAGAACGCCUUGGUUGCAACCUUAUCCUAGAUGAGAAUGUUUAUGAUAAUAAAACCCCUCAUUUCCCCUAAGGAUGGUA
Messenger RNA from Phragmites australis (common reed), 2872 nucleotides. Its product is annotated as isoamylase 2, chloroplastic-like. The record is from RefSeq and is a predicted model, not a curated record. Bases 239 to 2635 code for a protein of 798 amino acids. Gene Ontology annotation, biological process: starch biosynthetic process. NCBI's taxonomy places the organism in Eukaryota, Viridiplantae, Streptophyta, Magnoliopsida, Poales, Poaceae. Gene Ontology annotation, molecular function: isoamylase activity. The transcript has a single exon.